Molecule: messenger RNA, 2199 nt
Organism: Paramacrobiotus metropolitanus
Lineage: Eukaryota; Metazoa; Tardigrada; Eutardigrada; Parachela; Macrobiotidae
Exons: 5
Coding region: 160-2013 (617 amino acids)
Molecular function (GO): protein binding
Source: RefSeq, a predicted model, not a curated record
GCAUAAUGUUAUUAGUUUGCCAGCGUGACAUUACGUACUGACUAUGUUGCCUUUCGGUUUUCGAUAUUUUAAAGUUUUAGUGUUGUCGAUCGAAGCCAUAAGUAUAUUGUAGUGCAAGCUGUAACAGUGUGCUAGACGGUAAACAUAUAAUCUGCAACGAUGUCGAUCUCGAAUGACGAUUCGGAUGAAGGGAAGUCUCCCGUUAUACUGUAUCGAAGACCUUCAAAGAAAAGCGAAGAUGCAGCGCGCAAAUCUAUACAGCGCGAAACACGACCAGCAGUAGUCGGAUUGUCCCGCCGUUCACGGUCCCUAAACAAAAGGUCAACCGUAAAACACAAUGUUGAAGGAAACCUACCACCGUCUGCCGUCAGCGCCCAGCCUGCCGAGGUCGUGCAGCAACCCCGUGAUGUGGAUAUUACCACUGUGGGAGCAGUGGCAAUCCAAUUUGAUAAUAAUAGGCCAUUAGAUGCUCUCAGCAUACAGCCGACUGCACAGCUAGUACAGCCGCCUAUUACGGACAUUAAUAGGAUUUUAAACGAUACAGCCGUAUUUCCGGUACGGGAUCCGAUGCUGAUCGAGAUCCAUGCGCCACCGCCCUAUCCUGUGGACUUAAUUGAUCCCCAUCAGCGGCAUGUCUCAAUUACGGCCGCCGAUCAUCAGCUGGACCGAAUAAAGCUGCUGCAGACGGCCGGCACAUCCGUUCGGCAGUCGGCCGGCCUAAAGGAAAUUAAUUUGCACAAGUUCUUUGUACGCCGACCCAGUGUCCUAACGGAAGCUGCAAUGCGACUGACAAUCAAAAGAAACUCACAGGAUCGGGAUCGAGCAAGCACACUGGCUGAUAGUGCUGCACUGGCAAAUGAUCUACCAACAGAUGCGGCUGAGGCCGAGAUAUUGGUGUCGGAGCGAAAGGCGCUUCUGGCGGAACUGGAAACGGAUGACUCAAGAAGAUUCAAAGAUGUCUUAGCGGAUAUCUUGAAACCAACGUAUAAAAAAUGGAGUAAAUUAUGUCAAGAAGAAUUCCCUGAUGGGAUUAUGUGGAAACCAGAUGGAAACUUGGCCGCUUUGGUUAUUGCUUAUUUUGAGGCUUGCUCGUUAAAGGGAGCAAAAUUAAAUUUGAAGAGCUUUUUUAUGCGAAAUCUCCCACCGGUAUUAUGGUUGCGGCGAAGUCUGCUGUCGCUGAACAUCAGUUUCAACAGUUUCGAGGAGAUGCCCGAAUCGCUUUUUCAUUUAAAAAAAUUAGUCGUCCUGAAAGCUCGCAACAAUCCCAUUAAGACAAUCGGAAACGGAAUCCAGAAACUGGAGAAUCUUCGCUAUUUGAGCCUUAGUUUUUGCAUGUUCGAAACUUUCCCAGAAAGCAUUUUUGGAUUGACCUCAUUGGAGAUUUUAGACAUUUCCUACAAUCUGCUCAAUAACAUUCCGCGAGACAUAAUCAAAUUGAGGUCCCUUCGAGUACUGAAUGUAUCCGGUAACAUUAUGAGCGAACUACCGGCAUGUUUGGUGCGCCUUCCCAAACUAGUUAAUAUAAUCGCAGCGGACAGCUACGUCACUCUGACAUGGGGCCGGAAAUCGCCCACUACUAGCCGCCAACUGUGCUCCCUGCAGGAAUUAUCCGCAGAUGCCGUAGCGGCUUUCCUGACCAAUAACGGACUCGAACCGCGGCAGCUGUCAUCGGGGGCGCUUCCGCAGCAGGUACAAAAGAUUCUUCAUACCGCACAUACGUGUGAAUGGUGCAGUGGGUGCCGAUUCGGACACGGGCACGAACUGGUCAAGGCGGAAAAUUUACGGCGGUUGCGGUUUGCCUCGUUGGUCAUCAAGUAUCAGGUGUGCGAGCGGUGUUGCAGUAAUCCCUACCGGGUGUUCAGUGCAAAGGAUCUGGAACGCUAUAUAAAUGCCGGAUUGAAGGAACUGGAGAAAAUGGAAAGAAAUGAAAAAGAUAAAAGAGAACGCGAGAACACCGUUAAAAGAAUCAAAAAAUCUUUGAAAAGCAAAAGAAAUACCAGUCAGUCUGUGUAGUUGUUGUGAAAUCAAAUACUCUUUCCUUGUUGGUUAUCAACGAUAUGAAUACUAGUACCAGUUUUUUUCUACGUUAGAAUGUGACAAAAGAGUACUUACUAUACUUGUUGUAUACUGAAUAUAGCUAGGAAAAACAUCUUCAUGGUAACUUUUAAUUCAUGGCAUUUUUAAUUCUCAAUGGGUCAA